Messenger RNA from Cheilinus undulatus (humphead wrasse), 2104 nucleotides. RefSeq names its product 1,25-dihydroxyvitamin D(3) 24-hydroxylase, mitochondrial (gene cyp24a1). The coding region runs from base 188 to 1729 and encodes 513 amino acids. Gene Ontology annotation, biological process: cholesterol metabolic process; C21-steroid hormone biosynthetic process; cellular response to peptide hormone stimulus. Gene Ontology annotation, molecular function: monooxygenase activity; heme binding; oxidoreductase activity, acting on paired donors, with incorporation or reduction of molecular oxygen. The transcript is spliced from 12 exons. Lineage: Eukaryota; Metazoa; Chordata; Actinopteri; Labriformes; Labridae. Gene Ontology annotation, cellular component: mitochondrial inner membrane. The record is from RefSeq and is a predicted model, not a curated record.
ACCAUGCAGGACCGGCCCCUGAUUGGUUCGGUGAAGGCUGGAAUAAACACUCUCGGGGUAUAUAUAUUGGCGUGAAGGUGUGACUCUUCUAAGAAACGAGAAACUCCCAAGAUAAUAAAGAAGAGCUGCAGUGAAAAACCUGAUUUUUUUUUUACGUAAUUUUUAAAACAAACCGACAGAUUUGAGGAUGAGGGCGCAGAUCCAAAAAGUUCCUCAGAUCGUGGAGCUGCUGAAAAACAAGUCAGUGGGGCUGCAGCACUUCAAACCCACAUCCUCAGUGUGCGUCCUGGAGGAGAAGGAUGCUGUGGAGGCUGCGCGCUGCCCGCACGCUGACUUCAGAGCGCACAGCCUGGACGCGAUCCCAGGACCCACCAACUGGCCCCUGGUGGGCAGUCUGGUUGAACUUCUGAGGAAAGGAGGUUUGACAAGGCAGCACGAGGCUCUGGUCGAUUAUCAUAAGAAAUUUGGAAAGAUUUUCCGCUUGAAGCUGGGCUCCUUUGAGUCGGUGCACAUUGGCGCACCUUGCUUGUUGGAGGCACUCUACAGGAAGGAGGGAAACUACCCUCAGAGGCUGGAGAUCAAACCGUGGACAGCAUACAGAGACAUGAGAGACGAGGCGUACGGACUCCUCAUCCUGGAGGGAGAGGACUGGCAGAGAGUGAGGAGCGCCUUUCAGCACAAACUCAUGAAGCCAACUGAGGUAGUGAAGCUGGAUCGCAAAAUAAACCAGGUUUUGGUUGACUUCGUUGGAAGAAUUGGCAAAAUGAACGUGGAAGGAAAGAUUGAUGACUUGUACUUCGAGCUGAAUAAGUGGUCGUUUGAGACCAUCUGCCUUGUCCUCUACGACAAGAGAUUCGGUCUGCUGCAGGAGAAAGUCAACGAGGAAGCCAUGAACUUCAUCACAGCCGUGAAAACAAUGAUGAGCACGUUUGGCAUGAUGAUGGUCACACCUGUGGAGCUGCACAAGGGCCUCAACACCAAAACAUGGCAGGACCACACCGCAGCCUGGGAUCGCAUUUUCAGCACAGCCAAAGUCUACAUUGACAAGAAGCUGAAGAGGAACGCAGUCAGAGCUCCUGAUGACUUAAUCGGUGACAUCUUACACAACAGCUGUCUCUCUAAGAAGGAGCUGUACGCGGCCAUCACUGAGCUACAGAUUGGAGGAGUGGAGACGACUGCCAACAGUAUGCUUUGGGCUAUUUUCAACCUGUCACGUAACCCCGGCGCCCAGAGGAAGUUGCUGGAGGAGAUUAAAGAAAUGGUGCCUCCCGACCAGGACCCGUGUGGAGAGCACAUCAAGAACAUGCCCUACCUCAAAGCCUGCCUCAAGGAGUCUAUGAGGUUAUCGCCAUCAGUCCCAUUCACCAGCAGGACCCUGGACAAAGACACUGUGUUGGGGGAUUAUGCCAUUCCCAAAGGAACAGUUUUGAUGAUAAACACCCAUGCACUGGGCUCCAAUGAAGAGUACUUUGAUGAUGGAAAGCAGUUCAAACCUGAGCGCUGGCUGCGAGAGAACUUCACCAUCAACCCCUUUGCACACGUUCCCUUUGGCAUCGGAAAGAGGAUGUGCAUCGGCCGACGGCUGGCGGAGCUGCAGCUGCAGCUGGCAAUGUGCUGGUUGGUGAGAGAAUAUGAGAUUGUGGCAACAGAUAACGAACCACUCGAUGUGAUCCAUUCAGGGCUUUUGGUUCCCAACAGAGAACUGCCUGUGGCCUUCAUCAGGAGAUGAGGCUCCAUAUUCACCACUUCUGCAUGUAAAGACAGAAAGAUGAUACCUCUGUUGGCCCUGAUGGUCCAGUGACUCCUUGUAUUGCUGCUCUGUAAAUAGGAAAAACACAAAUUAUGCUACAUGUAAUCAUGCCGUAAAUACCUCAGACUUAUUUAAAACUAUUACUUAUGACUGUUAAUGACUGACCAAAAUACCAGUUGUUAUGUACAAAUUGAAUGUUGGACCAAGGCAGCUGUCCUCAAAUCUUAAUGUAAUGUCUUCACCUCAGACAUGUGUGUAAAUGUCAAACUAUUACUUUACUUGUUUAAUAACUUUAUAUAUAUAUAUACAUAUAUAUAUAUAUACAUAUACAUAUAUCUAUAUCUAUAUAUAGAU